AUGUUGAAAUUAAAGAUUUCAGAACUUUCCACACUCAUUCAAAUGAAUGAAAUGAGUUUUGGUCGUCGUUUAGGUGCAACUGAAUAUGAAUUGGAACAGUGUAAAAAAGCGAAUGAAGAUGUUCUAAGUCAACAGACAGUUAAAAUUCAAACUUUACAAGCUGAGAGUCAAGCAUGUCAAAACCAUUUGUCAGACUUAAAAACUGAAUUGGAGCAAUGUAAGCAGACAAUACAAUUGAAACAAGAGAAAAUUGACCAGAUGGAAAUGUAUUUAUCUAAACUGCCAACAUUAGAAGAUUACAAGGAAACAUUGAAUAAAUUACAGCUUAUUCAAAAUCAGAAUAAAUUAUUGGAACAACGUGUUAAGAAAUAUAAAGACAAGCUGGACGAUUGUGAUUCACAGUUGACUGAGGCAAAUAAAGAAAUUCAACAUAGUAAAGAACGUGAACGAAUACUUCAAAUGCAGUUGGAUGCAGCUAUAGAGCGCUUAUAUGAAAAUAAAGACGACAAAUCCAAUUUGAAGGGUGUGAGAGUGACACCAAUGUUUGUUGAAGACUUGAAGUUCGAAUUAGAACGUUAUCGACUUGCUUUUGAACAAACUAGAAAACUUCUUGAAGCAGAAACAUGUCGUGCAGAAGCUGCAGAAACUCGUCAAAAAUUGGAACAACGAGAAUUCAAUGAAUAUCGUGCCCGUGAAGAAGCUGAGGUGACUGGCUUAAAAGCAUCGUUAUCCGCUAGACGCGCUGAAAUUAAACAACUAAAAGAUUAUCUAUCUGAGGUAACAUUAGAGAAACAAGAUUUUCUUUCAAAUCUUUUUGAAGCACACAACGCAUUAAUGAAUAUCCUGUCAAUAUGGAAAUCAACAAAUGGUCAAUUAUGUCAACGUUUAUUUGUUUAUAUACAAGAGAAUGUGGAUGAGAUUAUACGAUUAUCUAAACAAUUGCAUCAUCUAGCCAGUGGACGUAAAUUGGACCUUGCAGAGUUAUUAAUCCAACCGAAACCUGUAUCUGUUAGCCUGAAUGAUGAUGAGUUAUUAGAUGCUAAUAAAGAAGAUCAGUCAGCAUUUUGUCAAUCUAUUGAUAUUGACUUACUAACUAGUAAAAGUAAAGAUGGCGACAGCAUUGGAAAGACUGCAUGGCAGGAUUCAUUUCAUAAUGCUAUACAGAUUGCAACUCAACUAUCAGAUAAUAUCAAAACAGAACAACUUUAUAAUUCAUUGAACCAGUUGAAAAGAACCCGAACAUCACUAUUAGAACUGCGUCAACAACUUGCAAAUAAGUAUGCAGAUCAUUUAGGUGGGAAAAUAGAUUGCAUUGUUCAGUAG
Trichobilharzia regenti is the source of this 1323-nucleotide messenger RNA. Lineage: Eukaryota; Metazoa; Platyhelminthes; Trematoda; Strigeidida; Schistosomatidae. The record is from the annotation of a GenBank genome assembly.